GCGAAUCCGAGCUUCAGCGAGCAUCCGAGGCCCACUGUUCGACUCCAUUGUCGACCACUGUCAAUAUUAGCGCCAUUGCAACUGCUGGGUGUGGGCGAAUCUGCGCCCCGCCACCGGAAGCGAAAAGCAGCACCCUGAAUUUCUCAUCGUUCAAAACUAGCUUCACUUCCAAUGUUAAUUUCCUGAAGAGAAGAUUCAGCUCGGGAGACUUGUCUUCCGAGGUCGACGAUGUCGAUCCCAAUAGCUUGCCGCCAGCGGCUCGUCCCAUCCAGGACCAGCCCACGAAGCCGCCGGUGCCGGUCGGCGGCGGGCCACCCAAUAUGCCACCUCCGCCGGCACCGGGCCAAUCGGCGCCCGGCCAACCGGCUGGAGCCGCUCCGGAGCUAUCGCUGAGCUUCGGGGCCGGCAAGGCGCCGACUACAGCGGCUCCGGCACCACCGCGUGGUGUCAGUGCCCCCACCAGUCCGGCCAAGUCGCGCGAGAGCCUGCUGCAGCGAGUGCAGAGCCUGACGGGUGCCGCCCGAGAUCAGGGCGCCUCCAUACUGGGAGCUGCUGUCCAGAGCGCCACACAACGGACACCGGCCUUCAACAAGGACAAGUACUUCACGCUCCUGGUGCUGGAUGACCAGAACACGGACUGGUCCAAGUACUUCCGGGGCAGGCGGCUGCACGGCGAUUUCGAUAUACGCGUGGAGCAGGCCGAGUUCAGGGACAUUACGGUGGUCUCCAGCGCCGAUACCGGACCGGUAGUCACCAUGGCCGCCUACCGCAGCGGCACUCGGGUUGCGCGCUCCUUCCGGCCGGACUUCGUGUUGAUACGCCAGCCGCCACGUGACGGUUCCAGCGACUUCCGUUCCACCAUUCUCGGACUCAAGUACGGCGGAGUGCCCAGCAUCAAUUCGCUGCAUUCGAUCUACCAGUUUCAGGACAAACCCUGGGUGUUCUCGCAUCUGCUGCAGCUGCAGCGGCGUCUGGGCCGCGACGGCUUCCCACUGAUCGAGCAGACCUUCUUCCCGAAUCCACGCGAUUUGUUCCAAUUCACCAAGUUCCCCAGCGUGCUGAAGGCCGGACAUUGUCAUGGCGGAGUGGCCACCGCUCGGCUGGAGAACCAGAGCGCCCUGCAAGACGCCGCCGGACUGGUGAGCGGUGCCGGCAACGAAACGCAUUGUUAUUGCACCAUCGAGCCCUACAUCGAUGCCAAGUUCAGCGUGCACAUCCAGAAGAUUGGCAACAACUACAAGGCAUUUAUGCGCAAAUCCAUCUCCGGCAAUUGGAAGACCAAUCAAGGCUCCGCCAUGCUGGAGCAAAUCACUUUAACCGAGAAGUACAAAACCUGGGUGGAUGAGAUAUCGGAGCUCUUUGGCGGCAUGGAAGUGUGCGGUCUCUCCGUGGUCGUGGCCAAAGACGGACGCGAGUACAUCAUCAGUGCCUGCGACAGCACAUUUGCGCUCAUCGGCGACAGUCAGGAGGAUGACCGCAGGCAGAUAGCCGACCUGGUGUCGGGCCGCAUGCAGAACGUUUGCCGCCCCAGCAUGGCUCAGACAGGACCGGGCAGGCUCCCCUCCCGCUCGUCGGUGUCCUCGCGCGCCGAGAGCCCCACAGACGAUGGCAUGGCCCCAACACCGCCACUUCCAGCCGGACCCCGGCCAGCGCCCAUGGGCGGACCACCGCCCAUACCCGAGCGCACCUCGCCAGCGGUGGGAUCCAUUGGACGGCUGAGCAGCCGCAGCAGCAUAUCCGAGCUGCCGGAGGAGCCGUCCUCCUCGGGGCCGAGCACUGUGGGAGGAGUGCGACGCGACUCGCAGACAUCGCAGGCAUCGAGCAUCUCGUCGGUGUCCAGGGUGGGACAACGUCCUCCGCAGACCCAGAGCUCCGUGGUGGAGGAUGCGGAGGACACGAUGAAGAACCUGAGGAAGACGUUCGCGGGGAUAUUUGGCGACAUGUAGGAAAUCGCUAAUAAGAAGCGCGGCAGAACGGCGAGCGAGACAAGCAGCGGCCUGGGCAGUGUGCCCACCAGUGCCGGGCCAGGGAGCAGCGGAGGCAGCGGCUUCAGCGGCUCCUUCCUGGGCAAGCAGUUCUCGUUCGCCUCGGGCGGCAAGUCUGGCAACGGCAACGGCAACGGCACGGAGGUGAUCUCCACCCAGCCCAGCCGUCCGCUGGAGGAGCCAUCAGCGGCCAGCUCAGCCGUCCAGCCCGGCAGCAGCGUUUCGGAUAGCGUCAACAUAACUACGGAUACAAGUACGGAUAAAGCCGCCGGCGGCUAUAAGCCGGUGACCAACUUUGAGCCACAGGAACGGGUCAAUCCCUUCGACAAGGAGCCGCACAAGUCAUCGAGCGUGGCCAGCAUCGCUGGCGCCGCCUCGAACCACACCACCUCAUCCUCCUCGUCGAUCUCAUCGUCAUCGAUCUCGUCGCGCAUCAAUCGCAAUGGCAACGGCAUCAAGUCGCCGCCCCCACCCUCGGGCCCGCCACCGCCGCCACCCACCGUGGCCGCCACGGUCCACAGCAAUGCCAACAGCUCCAGUGGGUAUCGCAACAGCUUCAGCAGCACCCUCAGCAAGGACAAGACCAGCUACGGCAACUACGGCAGCUCCACCUCCAUCGAGACGAUCACGCGCAUGGACACGAACACCACAAACACGGCGGCCACAGCCACGGGCGCCGGCGAGGCCAGCGGCAUCACGGCCAUCACCAGCAUCAGCAAUAGUGCUGGCAUAGGAGCGGGAGCAGGAGCAAUUGCUCCUUCCACUGCAGUGGGACCGAUGACCACCUCGGCCACCACCAACGAUUGGCGCUCGGCCAUCGGGAUCCGUUCGGCCAGCGUCUACAGUGCACCGGCGGCCGUGACCACCACAGCACUGCCGGGGGACACGUCCGGCUACGACUCGAACUCGAUCGCCUCGCAGGCGGAGUACAACAAUCCCAGCGAUCUGCCCUCGUACACCAGACCCUCGUACACGCGCUCCGAGAGCAAUGCCUCCAAGUCGUCGGAUCUGGACAUUAUAUUUGGGGAUCCCAAGACCAGCAGCACCACCACACCAUCCUAUGGCAAUGGCAAGUUCACCAGGGCCGCCGGCUCCAUCUCUGAUGCGGACAUGAUUUUCGGGGGACCUCCUUCGAACUACAAGACGGAUCGCUUCGGUGCGGCCAAGAGCAUGAGCAUGAGCUCUAGCGGAGUGGGUGCUGGCUCUGGAUCGAGCGGCUAUAAGAUCUACGAAGGCAUACAGAAUGCGGCCUUCAGUGACUUCAGCGAUACGGGCAGUGUGAGCAGCAUGGGCUCGGCCACCAGGCGCUGGAGUGCCGCCCGCGAAGAUGAUGAUGAAAUAGAUUUGAAGUGAAUCUAAAGGGCACUCUAACAAAAAAUCUAUUACCUAUCAUAUACCUAUACUAUGGAAAUCGAUCUGUUUCUGCCUCUGAAGUUUCCUGGUUUCAAGCGAAACUAAACAUACACAUACACCUACAACAGCAUCAGCAUCAGCCAUUGGGUUACUGUCCUUUCAACUAUCUAACUAUCAAUGUGUGUCUUGUUACUGAAUAUUUACUGUAAACCCCUAGAAUUCAUUUGCCAUACAAGAAGAGAAGGGAAGACGCCGCAGAAGCAGCUCUGUAGACACUGUAGUACACUACUAAUCUAUAAUUAUAACCACCAAAUGCAACAACAAUAAUGCAAAGCCCAUAUAGAUAUAUAUAUACUAUAUGUAUGUGCAAAGAUGACUUGACUGGUUUUGCAGCAUAAACAUAAACAUAUUUAAUUAAAUCAUACCUAAAACAUUUUGAAAGAUUUUCGAAAAACAUGAAAGUAUAUAUAGUAUAUUAAAUAUAUUAUUGAGCCAAAUAUUGAAUUAUAUGGUAUACCCCCCAUCCCCCCCAUACACAUAUUAAAUCACAAUAUAUUACAUGUUAAUGGGAGAACUUUUAAUCGAAAUAUUAAUGAAUUUGUUAAAUAUACCAACAUGAGACAUGAUAUAAUAUCGAACAAACAAAAAAAACUAAAAACAUAAAAGACAAUAUGCGCAAGAGUAUGAUGAUAAACAGGCAAAAGUUUAAUACUAAUACUCUAAAAAUACAAUGCGUUAUAAUUCUAAUGGAUAAAUCGGUUAUUGAACUAUAUGUAUUCCGAAAUUACUAUGAGCAAAUGUUACAUACCAAACACAGACACACACAGACACAAACUAAAUGUUUAUUAUGGUAACCAACCAACCACAAAUAUGUAUUACGAUUAUGAUUAUUAUCAUUAUGAUCUAUUAGCGGUUAAUGUUUAACAGACGAUAGCCAUUGAGGGCUACAGAGGGAGAGACGAUGUACCAGGAGGGACAAGCAAUGUUAAGCUAGAAACAGCAACAAUAACGAACCAAACAUAUUCGAAUCUCUAAGGAUGCAGUGGCAUCCACAGGAACUACAUUUAUAUAGGGCUUAGUUGGUACAGGGAGCAGCAGCUGAAGAUGAGGAAAAUCUAGAUAAUAUAUAUAAAUAAAUAUUUAAAUGAAUGAAGUCAACGAAGUCAUAUUUUAAACAUACAUACAUAUAUUCAAAGGAAACAAUAGCUUUGAUUUGAUUUAGCUACAAAUUGUUUUUAAGGAUUGUUUGUUCUUUUGUUACGCACAUGUUAAAGCAUUAUUUAUACCAUAGACAAUUAUACAAAACGUGUUCUGUUGACAGAUUAAAUAAUAGACGAAUUCAAUAUCGAAACCAUAAUUUCAAUUGGGUUGUAAUUAUCUCUAUAGACAAAACAUACAUAUUAAAGGAUAUAUUAUACACAAAGUAAGCUCGAGAAAUUUGUUAAACUCUCUUCGAUUUUAGUAGAACAUUUUAAACUAAAAAAAAACAAAUUUACAAGAAUAAUAUUGUUUUGGGUUGGUAAAUUGGGGACUGAUUUCCCCCCGGCCCAGCACCCUUCUACACAUAUAUAUCAUCCUAUCAUCUAUAAAUAUAUUAUACAAAAUAUAUAUAUAUAUGUAAUUAUAAGCGAAUCUUUGGCUACAUGUACUUUUUCGUAACCGUAUACAUCAUCAAUAAUAUAUGUAAUCGAACUGGCACAUAUUCACAAAACAUACUCGUACAUACAUAUAUUUAUAGCGACAAAUGUAGAACAGACAGUACAUAAAUAAAUACAGGCAUCCAUUCGACAAACAUAUAUGUAUCAUGGCACACCCACCAACCCACAAAUACACCCCAUAACUACUCGUACAUAAUCGAACGAUAACAAAACAAAUGCCGAAAAUGCUGAAAAAUAUAUAAAUAUAAAAUUGAAAUUCAAACGAAAUACUCAAGCAUAAAGCGUCUAACUUACACGACUUCUAAUCUGUUGCAAAAUACUAUACCAAAUAAAUACUCGAAUUAUUGUGAAAGUAUAGCAAAGAUAUAUGUAUUUAUAUGUUGUCGGUAAUUGAUGAAAACCAUGAUCAACAUGCCCCAUUCCAGGCACCCAAUGCCAUGGAAUGGUUGCACUCACAAAAUUUAUUGCAAGUCUAUAUAUACACACACACAUACAAUAAAUUAUUCCAACAACAGCUAGGAAAAACAAAAGCAUUAAAGUAACAAAUAAAUGAGUUGAUGAUUGAUACAAAA
This is a messenger RNA of Drosophila miranda, 5568 nucleotides long. It is a transcript of the gene Syn, whose product is annotated as synapsin. The record is from RefSeq and is a predicted model, not a curated record. Gene Ontology annotation, cellular component: synaptic vesicle; synaptic vesicle membrane. Gene Ontology annotation, molecular function: ATP binding. Lineage: Eukaryota; Metazoa; Arthropoda; Insecta; Diptera; Drosophilidae. The transcript has 12 exons. Gene Ontology annotation, biological process: neurotransmitter secretion.